AUGUCCGAUUCUGAUGAAUCGAUAGACUCGGUAGAAUUGGAGCAUUAGAUGUUAAUAGAUUAAUAUAAAGAUUUACUUAAAGAAUUGAAUGAAUUAUAACAAUAAAAUUAAAUUAAACCAAAAAAGUAAGAAAUCUCAAUGGAGAAUUUUGAAAUUUAAUGGAAAUAAUUAUUGGAAACUAAAAAAUCAUUAGAAGAUAAAAUAAGUCAAAUACAUUGUUAAUCUCAAGUGAAAUAAGAGUAAUAUUUUUAUAAUAAUUAGAGAAUUAGAGGAUUAUUAAGAUAAAUUGUUAAUCGUGAAAGAAUAAAUAUCUAAACAGAAUAAAGAAUUAUAAGAAAAAGAAUAAUUAGUAAAAUUGUUGUAAAAACAACUAAAAGAUAUGUGA
Molecule: messenger RNA, 385 nt
Organism: Paramecium primaurelia
Lineage: Eukaryota; Ciliophora; Oligohymenophorea; Peniculida; Parameciidae
Source: the annotation of a GenBank genome assembly